Molecule: messenger RNA, 297 nt
Organism: Pistacia vera
Lineage: Eukaryota; Viridiplantae; Streptophyta; Magnoliopsida; Sapindales; Anacardiaceae
Product: NADH dehydrogenase [ubiquinone] 1 alpha subcomplex subunit 2-like
Exons: 3
Coding region: 1-297 (98 amino acids)
Source: RefSeq, a predicted model, not a curated record
AUGGCAUGGAGAGGAAAUCUGUCUCGGGCUAUGAAGGAACUGAGGAUCUUACUGUGCCAGACUUCGCCGUCGAGCUCCGCCACUAGAUCAUUUGUAGAGAAGAACUAUAAGGAUCUCAAGACUUUAAACCCUAAACUCCCAAUCUUGAUCCGUGAAUGCAGUGGCAUUGAGCCCCAGUUAUGGGCUAGAUACGAUUUUGGUGUUGAGAAGGGCAUUCGGUUAGAAGGUUUGAGUGAGGCACAGAUCACGAAGGUGCUCGAAGACCUUGUCAAAGCUGGGGAAGCCCUUAAGGCCUGA